CAUCUUUUCAAUUAAAAGUAAGGCUUCUCUCUUUCACUCUAUGAGUUUUCCACUUUCUACCCUCUUCAUAUUCCUUCCUUUGAAUUCAAUCCGUUCAAACUUGGUUUUUAGUUAUUCAAACUGGCCCAUAGAUUUUUCUGAGAACCCCAGAAAAACAAGAAACCCACCAGUAUAUUAAUAUAUAAUAAUAUGUGUGUGUGUGUGCAUAUAUAAAGUUACUGAUGAGGUAGGUUUUUCUUUUUGGCCUUUGUUUUUCUUCAAGUUUCUGCGGCAACCCUCUUCUAUUUUUCCUCUCUUUCUGCACAAAUCUGGAUCUGAUUAUAGAAGUACUUCUUUCUAAGCUAUUGUUGAUUUGUAGCAAGUUUUAAUCUUGCACUUGGAAUUUAUUGGAGCUAUUACAGUGGAGAGAGAGGGAAACUGUUGAAUUACUAUAAAAGUAGUGUGCCGCAUUAGGGCAACUCUGGAUUUGAAGAAAACUGUUUAUAUUUUCUUAUAGAUCUUCAUUUGUAUAGGUAAUUUUUUUUUUUUUUUUGCUUUUUGGUUGUUUAUUUCUGAGCUUGAAGAAAAGAUAUAUACUGGCAAUGGCUGGGUUAGAGCCAGGUUCAAAUUCUCGCUAUGUUCACCACCUUCUGCAGCUUCAAAACCAGACGGAUUCUCAAGAAUCACCGCCGCAAGAACAAAGAAGCAAUCAUGACUCUGAUGCAGCCGCCACCAGUUCAGGCAGAGGAGGCUCUUCUUCCGGCCGCAGACCCCGUGGACGUCCAGCUGGUUCGAAGAACAAGCCCAAGCCACCAAUUAUCAUAAUUCGGGACAGUCCAAAUGCGCUUAGAUCUCACGUUCUUGAAAUUUCAGCCGGCUCAGACAUAGUGGAUUCUGUGUCAAACUUCGCCCGGCGCCUGGGGAGAGGGGUUUGUGUCCUCAGCGGAACGGGGACGGUUACUAAUGUGACGUUGAAGCAGCCGGCCGGCCCAUCUGGGGGUGUCAUUACACUACAUGGGCAGUUUGACAUUUUGUCCCUCACGGGAACUUCACUGCCACCGCCAGCGCCACCGGGAGCGGGCGGCUUGACGAUAUAUCUGGCGGGUGGACAGGGACAGGUGGUGGGAGGGAGGGUAGUGGGGCCUUUGACUGCUUCAGGCCCGGUGGUUUUGAUAGCGGCAACAUUUGCAAACGCAGUGUAUGAUAGGUUACCACUGGAGGAAGAUGAAUCACCUGGACAAGUUCAACCUGCGGCCUCUCAGUCAUCUGGAGUGACAGGCGCUGGAGGGCAAUUUGGCGACGGAGGAAACAAUUCCUGCGGUGGAGGGAGAGGCGUUCCUUUCUAUAAUUUGGGAGUGAAUAUGGGAAAUAAUUAUCCUCCUCUCCCUGGUGAUGGUUUUGGCUGGGGCAGUGGAACUGCAGCUGGUAAUACUACAAGGCCAACAUUCUAGCAAUAAGUUUGAAAGAAGGAGAAAUGACACUACUUGUCACUGAGAAAUACAGUACAGAUCAUAAAUUCCUCUAAAAUUAGAGCUAAAUGAAAAAAAAGAGGAAUGAAGAAGAUCCAUUUACGUAUAUAGGGCUUGAAGCUUCUGAAUCACUAAGUUUCAAAUUCAUAUGUACAAAUUAUUAUGAUAACAUUUUAAAUUUUGCUCUAUUUCUGUUGAUGAUCUAUAUAUAUAGCCUCUGCAUCAAUAAUUUCUUCUUCCACUAAGCUUUACGGAAGAAGAGGUAGGCAAGGAAAGUUCUAAUGUCCGUAAACUUCUAGCUGAUAAUAUUACUAACAAUGCUAUGUACAUAAUUCGUAUACACAAAUAAUAUAUCAUUAUAUGA
Molecule: messenger RNA, 1812 nt
Organism: Mangifera indica (mango)
Lineage: Eukaryota; Viridiplantae; Streptophyta; Magnoliopsida; Sapindales; Anacardiaceae
Product: AT-hook motif nuclear-localized protein 25-like
Exons: 1
Coding region: 582-1430 (282 amino acids)
Biological process (GO): vegetative to reproductive phase transition of meristem
Cellular component (GO): nucleus
Molecular function (GO): DNA-binding transcription factor activity; minor groove of adenine-thymine-rich DNA binding
Source: RefSeq, a predicted model, not a curated record